Monoraphidium neglectum is the source of this 726-nucleotide messenger RNA. RefSeq lists its product as hypothetical. The transcript has 6 exons. Gene Ontology annotation, molecular function: oxidoreductase activity. Lineage: Eukaryota; Viridiplantae; Chlorophyta; Chlorophyceae; Sphaeropleales; Selenastraceae. The record is from RefSeq and is a predicted model, not a curated record. Bases 1 to 726 code for a protein of 241 amino acids. Gene Ontology annotation, cellular component: endoplasmic reticulum.
AUGGCGGGCCCCGUCGUUCUCAUUACCGGCUGUACCGAAGGCGGCAUCGGGCAUGCGCUCUGUUGUUACCUGCAUGGCCGCGGUUGCCGUGUCUUUGCAACCGCACGGCGUCCCGAGGCUGCAGCAGGGUUGGAGGAGCGCGGCAUCCCUGUUCUCAAGCUGGAUGUGCAGCGGCCAGAGUCGUGCCAGCAGGCGGUGGAGGAUGUGAUAGAGGCGGCUGGGCGGCUAGACAUUCUCGUGAACAAUGCGGGGGUCGUCACGCUCGGCCCCACCUGUGAGGUGCCAAUAGACACUGCCCGCACCAUCUUCGACACCAACGUGUUUGGGCUGCUGCAGAUGUGCCAGGCUGUGCACCGCCAGAUGGUGGCCCAGGGCUCCGGCAAGAUUGUCAACAUCGGGUCGCUUACGGGGCUGCAGCCCGUCCCGCUCAGGGGCGUCUACAGCGCCACCAAGGCCGCGGUGCAGCGCCUGAGCGGCGCCCUGAGGAUAGAGCUGGGGCCGUUUGGUGUGCAGGUCAUGCUGGUGUCGCCCGGGUUCAUCGAUACAAAGGCGCGGGAGACAGCAAAGUCCAACGCCGCGUUGACGACGGGUGGGCUGUGGGGCGGCUGGCUGGCCGUGCUGGAGCGGGUCAUGGCCAAGCGGCUGUCAAAGGCGGUGCCCGUUGACACGUAUGCGGCCCAGCUGGGCUCAGUCAUCCUCCAGAAGCACCUGCCGCGCCACUGGUGA